UCGUCAAAGACGCCCCUCAACAACGAUGUCACUAAGUCCUGUGAGGAAGCUGUCAGGCUCGUCACCAAAAAGUGCGGCAUGACCUACGCUGUAAUCAGAAAGGGACCUCACGACAAGAUGUGCCAAUACGAUCAAGAUGGCAGACGCCAGACGGUCGCUUUCAAUAGUGGCGCCGUCAAGCCCACGCUUAAGCAAUCUGACUGGCAUGUCACGAUUUCUAUGGGGAAAACACUGAACGAAUGCUAUGUCCAAGGACAUGUCUUCGUCGUCAACAAGGGGGGAGAUGUGAAAUGGUCCUUGAUGGAUGACCCAGCCACACAGCGAUUCUACAAAGGAGAUGGCGCCGAGGCCGAGGCUAUCGAGCUUUGGCUUAUG
This is a messenger RNA of Lasiosphaeria miniovina, 375 nucleotides long. RefSeq lists its product as uncharacterized. The record is from RefSeq and is a predicted model, not a curated record. The annotation marks the transcript as partial. Lineage: Eukaryota; Fungi; Ascomycota; Sordariomycetes; Sordariales; Lasiosphaeriaceae. The transcript has a single exon.